UUUACUAGUUCAGAUUUCAAGAAAAAAGAUCAUGAGUAGGGAAGGAGAUUGGAUGUGUUCUGCAUGCCAGCACCUAAAUUUCAAGAAACGAGAUGCAUGUAAACGAUGCAGCUGUCCUAAAUACGCAACACCGGCUGAUGUUGCUAUGUAUGGACUAAGCAAAACAGAUGUUCUUGCUGGAGAUUGGUAUUGCAGUGCCAUGAAUUGUGGUUCUCACAACUAUGCAAGCAGAACAAGCUGUUAUCGAUGCGCUUCCUUAAAAAGUGAUUAUUAUGGUAUUGGGGUAGGAAUGAUGGCACCAGCAGGUUAUGGAUAUGAUGCAAGUUCUAUUCCUGGUUGGAAAAGUGGUGAUUGGAUUUGCAGCAGAUUAGGAUGUGGUAUGCACAACUAUUCCAGUAGAGCUGAAUGUUAUAAAUGCAAGACACCUAGAGAUUUUGGAGGUGAUCUGAGAGAAAGUGAGUUAUAUUGAGGGCCGCGGCAAUAUGAAGUUUGUUUCUUUAGAUUAGUUUCUCAAAGAAGGGUUUAAUUUCUAACUGCAUUGUAACUGUGCAAGUGUUCUAAUGA
Messenger RNA from Solanum verrucosum, 564 nucleotides. RefSeq lists its product as uncharacterized. Gene Ontology annotation, molecular function: mRNA binding. Bases 32 to 469 code for a protein of 145 amino acids. Gene Ontology annotation, cellular component: cytoplasm. The transcript is spliced from 3 exons. Lineage: Eukaryota; Viridiplantae; Streptophyta; Magnoliopsida; Solanales; Solanaceae. The record is from RefSeq and is a predicted model, not a curated record.